ACUUCCUGAUUUUCAGCGAGACCUGUCAAUGAUUUGUAUAUUUUUAUCAUGAAUAUUGUUAACAAAGUCAAGAUUAAGAACAUCUGGGAUGGUUAAUUUUUCCAGACUUAUCAGGAUGCUGACUAUUCUAGGAUUCCUCGUUCCAUUGUUUAUCAUUCUGGUUAUUUUUGCUGUAUCAUUCCUUUCAAAUUUUGCGAUCAGCAGAAAGUAAUAAAGACUUUGAUUUAAAUAUCAAGCUGCUAAUAAAUAGAAUCCAUAGAUAUUGAUUUUCUAAAUAUCAGCACAUCUGGAAGAAUGAAAAGUUCGUAAGAAUAAAGAAUAGAAAAUCAUGUCUGGCAACUAUUAUUUUGUGAUUGUUGGACAUUUAGACAAUCCGAUUUUUGAAAUGGAAUUUUGUCCACCAAGCAGAGCCAAUGAACCCAAGAAAGAUGACCAUCGUCACUUGAACCAAUUUGUGGCUCAUGAGGCUCUGGACCUGGUAGAUGAACAAGUGUGGACCACAAACAACAUGUACCUUAAAAUAGUGGACAAAUUCAAUGAAUGGCUUGUCUCAGCCUUUGUCACAGCUAGUCGAAUGAGAUUCAUGAUGCUACAUGAUGUGAAAAAUGAAGAUGGAAUAAAGAAUUUCUUCACAGAGACCUAUGAAAUGUAUAUAAAGCAUUCCAUGAAUCCAUUCUACGAAAUCAACAAGCCAAUCGUGUCACCUGCAUUUGAGAAAAAAGUUCAGACAUUUGGACGGAAAUAUCUCACCGGAUGAAUUAUAGGUCAAUGAUAUUUACACUUGUGUGUAUCUUGACAGUGUGCAAUAGUUAUUUUCUGUUAUUACAUGUAUGUAUGUUUAUGUAUAUAUAAAACACAAUAAAAAAAUAACAAAG
Molecule: messenger RNA, 875 nt
Organism: Saccostrea echinata
Lineage: Eukaryota; Metazoa; Mollusca; Bivalvia; Ostreida; Ostreidae
Product: trafficking protein particle complex subunit 2-like
Exons: 7
Coding region: 329-757 (142 amino acids)
Biological process (GO): endoplasmic reticulum to Golgi vesicle-mediated transport
Cellular component (GO): TRAPP complex; cytoplasm; nucleus
Source: RefSeq, a predicted model, not a curated record